UUACCUGUUUUUUGGAAGACACAUUGAAUCACCUUUUGUUAUUUCUGUCUAAGAGUGGCGAAAGUUGUACCGAUUUUCGGUAGCUUGUUCUAAGUUUCAGAAUUUUCCUGUGACUUUUAGAAACGAUGUGCUCCCUAGAUGGCUAUCGUGGAGCUUGCAAUGGCUCUUUGUUUACUAAAGAUACCUUCACUCACGAAGACUGGUACCUCCUUAAAUUAAGGACCAAAGCACCUGUUCUCAUAAAAGUGUGUAAAAACCAUAGGAUGAACUAUCUUUUUUUCUAUGCAUCUAAUCAAAAGAAGUGUUGCGAUCCAUACAGUCGCCACCACAAACCUGUUGAUGGAACCAGAGAGAUAACAAUGCAUAUGCAUAUGAAGAGCAAAGCUUGUACUCUCUUUUCCACUUUAAUUCCCGGCCAAAAACUUUGCAAAAAUUGUUAUAGUAUGAUAUCUAGUGAGCUCGCUAAGAUUUUCUCAGACUCAUCUCCUGCCGACUCUCAAGAGCGGUUCCAAACAUCUGGGGAAUUAGCAGCUCGGGUUGUUGCUGUGGCAGGCUCAGUUGGAAAUGUGAUUGGAGUACCUACUCCUCCCGAAGCAAAUUUAGACCUUGACCAGCAGGAAGCGGGAACAGCUCGUGAUUCAACUUCAUCCAGAGGCCACCAAGGAGCUCCACCAAGUAAGCCAAUGGACGAAUCACAAGAUCUUUUUGCUGAUGAAGAGGAAGACGGACAACUAGAAAAGGAAGAGAAAGAAGGACAACAUAAAAAAGAAGAGGAAGGAGAACAACAUAAAUACAACACCAGAUCCACAGAUCCUGCAGCUUCCAAAGACAAAAACCGAGGCAAACCAAAUUUGGGCGAGGGAAUGUCAAGUAGUUCAAGCUCUGAAGAAGUUGUCUACACUCUAGGUUACCUUCCGAGUCACAGUCAAGAGGCUUUAAAGAAGUUGGGUGUUGUGACAGAUGCUGUUGUUGAGUCUCCCAUUCAGAAGAGGAAACUGGCCGGACAAACCUAUGCACCCAAUAAGAUUCAAAAAAUAGAGGACAAACUUGAGGACUUAUUCAUAGAAGCAGGUGCUUCCCCUUCAAUCAAGACACCUGAGAAACUGUUUCAGACUCAAACUAUGGAUGCAUUAAUGCACAAAUUUGAGGUUUCCAAAAGCAAAGCAGAGAAAAUUAGGGUUUUGUCUGUCGCUUUAGUCUCUAUGACACAAACAGCAGUGCUGGAAACGUUUGGACCAGUGGGAGCCACUAGCUACAUGAUUAAGAAAACUGCAGAAUUGAUGAAAUUGGAUAAUCAAGGUAUUCUUCCUGUUCCUGUGCCAAAGAAAGGUCGUCCUCUGCCUGAAGAAACUGUAAAAGCAAUACAAUCAUUUUAUGAAGAUGAUGAGCACGCAAGUAGGGUGAUGCCAGGAAAAAAGGAUUUUGUUUGUGUUCUGGAAAAUGGAGUGGGGAUUCAGAAACAAAAGAGACUUGUCCUGUGCAACUUGAAAGAACUGCAUGUAUUAUUUGAGAAGCACACUGGCAUUAAAGUAUCAUUUUCAACAUUUGCAAAACAUAGGCCAAAGCACUGUGUUCUAGCUGGAGCUGCAGGCACCCACACUGUCUGUGUUUGCAAAUACCACCAGAACUUUAAGCUCAUGAAUGAUGCCAUUGAUAUGAAAGAAUGUGAUGAAAAGUUUUGCUCGUACAAGGAUGUGAUGGCUUCGGUAUUGUGUGAUCCUCCAACUGCAGACUGCUAUCUCAACGCAUGCUGUCCAAAGUGUCCAGGAUUUCAGCCGUUGCAAAAGAAGAUGUUGGAGUACCUUGAUGCAAACUUUAUCGACACUUUAACGUAUGAUCAAUGGACCUCCACUGACCGCUGUGACCUGGAGACUCUGCUUAAGAAAUCUGAUGAUUUUGUGGAAACCUACAUUGAAAAGUUGAAGAUACUGCUGCCUCAUCAUCACAUUGCUAAGGAGCAAGCUGCAUACUUAAGAAAAGCCAAAGAAGAAUUAAAACAAGGGGAGGUCCUUGUUAUUUGUGACUUUGCUGAGAACUACACAUGUCUUGUGCAAGACUCCAUCCAAAGCUAUUACUGGAAGCAGGACCAGGUCACACUUCAUCCCUUCUGUGCCUACUACAAAGAUGAGAACUAUGAGUUGAAACAGGUAUCAUACACAAUUGUCUCAGAAUAUAUGAAGCAUUCUAUUACAGCUGUCCAUACAUUUCAAAAGAAACUUGUUGAGUUCCUGAGACCAAUUGUACCUGGUAUGAAGUUAAUUAAGUACUUUUCAGACGGAGCUGCACAGCAAUAUAAAAAUCGAUUCAAUGUAAUGAAAAUAGACUAUCAUGAAAAGGACUUUGGUGUCAAGGGUGAGUGGAACUUUUUUGCAACCUCCCAUGGAAAGGGUCCCUGCGAUGGCCAAGCUGGUGCCCUUAAAAGAGAAGCAUGCAAAGCCAGCCUUCAAAUGAAAUUGAUUAGAAACCCAACAGAGUUCUACAAGUGGGCAAAAGCACGCCAGGACACACAAGAUGGAACUAAAGUGUGCUUUGUCUCGUCACAAGAAGUACUUGAAUGUGAAGCUGAUCUAGAGCCAAGAUUUGCCAGAGCUCUCAAGAUCCCUGAUCUAAGAAGUUCCCAUGCAUUUAUACCUAAUGUUCCCAGUGAAGUUGAAACCAAAAUACUGUCAUCUGCCGUCUCUGGAACAAUUGUACCUGUAGAGUUGAAGAGAAAGGAGCCGUUAGCAGAACAUCGAACCCCUGGCCAGUGUGUAACGGUAGUUAGUGGGGCUGGUUGGAAGCCAGCACUAAUACGUUAAGUUAAUCAUUCAUCAAGCAAAAUUUCAGCAGUGUUUUUAAGAAAGAAAAGAGAAGUGCCUGAUAAAUUUGCUGCCCCACCUCAAAAUUCAGAAAUAAAGCAAUUUCAGUUCAAGGAAAUUUUAACCAUUCUGAACUCUCAACUGGCGGAUGGACUCUACCAUAUAUCCAAGAAUGAGAAAAUCAAGGCAGCUUGGCGACUUCAAUCGUUUCAAGAGCUAAUUCAAGCUGGAGAAGAAGUGAACGUUCAGCCAUCACCAGAACAGCCAGCACCAAGAUUUUUGUGGGCUGAUGUCUCAGCAGAACAGUUUGUCAUAGUUCAACAUGAAGAUUCUUGGAUUUUUGGGCAAAUUCUCUCUCUUGAUGCUUCUAGCCAGGAAAUUCUUGUGGCAUGCUCAGUGAAAACACAGUCUAAAUACAAGUUCACUUUUCCUGAAGAUGCAGACCAGUGGCCCUUCCAGUUGAGAGAAUUAGUAUCAAUAGUUCAACCAAAAAUUGAAAGUAAGGUCUACAUCUUGUCCAAAAAUAAUCUGAAAAAUAUUGAGAAAAUACUCUAUUAGUAGUUCAAUUCCAGAAAAGGAACAUUUCUUUAUUUUGUUACAGACCUUGUCUAACAAUUGACAUUAAAGCUCAAAUUUGAAAAAUAUUAUU
This is a messenger RNA of Thrips palmi, 3447 nucleotides long. RefSeq lists its product as uncharacterized. The coding region runs from base 126 to 2798 and encodes 890 amino acids. Lineage: Eukaryota; Metazoa; Arthropoda; Insecta; Thysanoptera; Thripidae. The transcript has 4 exons. The record is from RefSeq and is a predicted model, not a curated record.